AUGGAUCGAUAUUCUAAGAUCAGUAAGCUUGGCGAGGGAACUUACGGAGUAGUGUACAAGGCUCAGAACCGCGAGACGGAAAGUACACCACAACUGAUAAUACUAGAUAUUUGUGGCAGAAGUAUUUGUAGUGAACCCGACGGCCAUUUGGUUCAAAAACACAAAGCCUAG
Messenger RNA from Sphaeroforma arctica JP610, 171 nucleotides. RefSeq lists its product as hypothetical. The transcript has 2 exons. NCBI's taxonomy places the organism in Eukaryota, Ichthyosporea, Ichthyophonida. The record is from RefSeq and is a predicted model, not a curated record. The coding region runs from base 1 to 171 and encodes 56 amino acids.